AUGACAGUUAUCCACGAGGUAGCGUUCUUCGUCGUCGUGUCGACGGCUAACUUCACGCCACACUGCGGUUUCCAUCAAGCGCUCUCUAUCCUGAACAUCAUAGGCUCCGAUCUAGGCGUCACGAGCCCAGGGCAACUCGUCUGGCUCGUCGCGGGCUUCGGCCUAACCGGAACGCUGAUUCUCUUGGCGGGUCGACUCGGAGACCUGUACGGGCAUAAACUCAUCUUCCUCGUCGGAAAUGCUUGGUUUGCGGGUUUUUCGCUCGUGGCCGGGUUGUCCAUCUACGCGCCCCAACCCUAUGCAGUCUUCCUCUUCGCGCGCCUCAUGCAGGGCAUCGGCCCUGCGCUGCUGGUGCCGAAUGCAGUGGCGCUCUUGGGGGUCACCUAUGUCCCUGGACAGCGGAAGGCUAUGCUGUUCGCCAUCUUCGGCGCGAUGGCGCCGACCUCUGCUGUCAUCUCGCCGGCCUUCACCAGCCUGUUGGCGUUGGCGUGGUGGCCGUAUGCAUUUUUUGCCUUAGCCGCCUUUUUAACUCUGGUUGCGCUUGCUGGCGUGUUCGUCAUCCCUGGCGGGCUCUCCCCGGAGAGAAGAAGAAUCCCCUUCAAGGCGUCGUGUGCCGAACUAGAUAUCCUCGGCGCCGUGUCCGGGGUCGGCGGCCUCGCCUUCGUUAGCAUCGCUUGGAACCAAGCAUUGAUCGACGGGUGGCGGAAGCCCUACGUCUCCGGGUUCCUGAUAGUCGGAACCCUACUAUGCGUGAGCUUCAUCUUUGUUGAGAAGCACGCCCGCAAACCCCUGAUACCCGUCCAGGCCAUCAAUUCAGGGGUCACUUUUGUCCUCGCCGCAGUCUUCUGCGGCUGGGGUUGCUUCGGGAUUUAUAUCUAUUACAUAUGGCGGUUUUAUGAAAUAUUGCGGGGCGCGUCACCUCUACUAGCUACCGCGAUGCACAGCCCAAUUCUAGUUAGUGGCAUCGCAGCAGCCAUCACUACGGGGAUGAUCAUUCACCGUGUUGGCCCUGCGAUCGUGAUGGCCCUCGCGCUGUUAGCAUUUACUGUUGGCACCACUCUCAUAGCAACGGCACCCAUUACUCAGACGUAUUGGACGCAGACUUUCUUUUGUAAUGUGAUCGUCACGUGGGGGAUGGAUUUGAGCUUCCCGGCGGCGACACUGAUGCUUUCAGACCUCGUCUCCAGCGAGCACCAAGGCAUCGCAGCCAGCCUAGUCACCACGGUGGUUAACUACAGCGGCGCACUCGCGUUAGGCAUUGCCGGGACCGUCGAGCUUCAGGUAAACGAUGGGGGGAGGACUGCCGAUGAUGUUCUCAAGGGUUACAGGGGGGCUUGGUACGUGGCCAUCGGUCUAGGCGUGCUCGGCCUUAUUUUGUGCCUGGUAUUUACCUGGAAGUUCUCGAGACGCCAGAGAGAAGCGGCUGGAAGUUGA
Messenger RNA from Durotheca rogersii, 1434 nucleotides. Its product is annotated as MFS general substrate transporter. Gene Ontology annotation, molecular function: transmembrane transporter activity. Bases 1 to 1434 code for a protein of 477 amino acids. Gene Ontology annotation, cellular component: membrane. Gene Ontology annotation, biological process: transmembrane transport. Lineage: Eukaryota; Fungi; Ascomycota; Sordariomycetes; Xylariales; Xylariaceae. The transcript is spliced from 2 exons. The record is from RefSeq and is a predicted model, not a curated record.